Molecule: messenger RNA, 1533 nt
Organism: Peronospora matthiolae
Lineage: Eukaryota; Oomycota; Peronosporomycetes; Peronosporales; Peronosporaceae
Source: the annotation of a GenBank genome assembly
AUGAGUGGCACACUAGACCCCACGCUGCAGUACGAAGUCAUCGAGCGCAUUGGUGGUGGUGCGUUCGGGGAGGUUUUCAAGGGGCGCAACAAACAGACGGACGAGGUGGUGGCCAUCAAGAUCAUCGACCUCGAGUCUGCAGCUGAUGGGAUCGAGGACGUGCAGCAGGAGAUCCACGUUCUAUCCCAGUGUUCGUGCGACCAGCUGACGACGUACUCGGGCUCGUUCAUUGCGGGGACGAAGCUGUGGAUCGUCAUGGAGUUUCUGUCAGGCGGUUCCGUGCUGGACAUCAUGCGGAAUGGACCUCUAGAUGAAGUCUUCAUUGCCAUUAUCCUGCGUGAACUGCUGAAGGGUCUGGAGUACUUGCACUUGGAAAAGAAGAUUCACCGCGACGUUAAAGCUGCAAACGUGCUGUUGAGUGGAGAUGGUCACGUAAAGCUUGCGGAUUUCGGCGUCACCGGGCAAAUUACAGAGACGAUGACGAAGCGUAACACGGCAGUUGGCACUCCGUUUUGGAUGGCACCUGAAGUCAUCCAAGAGUCGGAAUACGAUUUUAAAGCAGAUAUUUGGUCGUUGGGUAUCACCGCGAUUGAGAUGGCGAAAGGUGCACCUCCGCUGGCUGACAUCCACCCGAUGAAAGUACUGUUUAUGAUUCCGACAAUGGACCCGCCUGUGCUAGACGGUAGUUUCUCGCCUCACUUCGCCGAUUUUGUGUCUUGUUGCUUGCAAAGGGCCCCACAGGAUCGACCGACUGCGUCCGAGCUACUUCAGCACCCGUUCAUUGGCUCGGCGGGACUUACUUCUCAUCUCACCAAACUUCUAGAACGAGAUGUAUUCGUUAAGAUGAAGCACGACCGAGAAGGCGAGCAAGAUGGCGGCGUCUACAACGACCGCGUCGAGAACGGAUUAUGCGGCAACACAAUGAAGGACUACAUUCAUCCUUUGAGUGAAGGUCAUAAUGACACGUUGCCAGCGACACACGCUCACCGUGACAGCGGCAAGGGCCAUGUUCGAGAUGUGUCGGUGGGCAGCGCGUGGGAUUUCAAUACAGUCCGUUUAUCAUCGGCAAGUCUUCACCGGGAGCUGAAAGCUCAAGCGGAAGUUGCAACCACCACAGAAGCUGCAAAAGUCACCUGCAGCGACCAAGAGGUUGAUAGUAUGCUCAGUAGUGAGCACAACCAUGCAGCGAUCGACGCGAUAGCAGCUGGUCCAGACUCAAUUCAUGAAGCAGAGGACCAAGACGAAGAAAGCGAGGAAGAUCACGCGUUUAACGACAUCGUAAAGCCUGCAAUCAGUGCAGUGCUGGAGCAUGUCCUUCAUCUGCCUAAUACCGGAAGUUUGUCGCCGACUGCUACAGAGGUACAGGAAGAUCUUCUCUUCGAGCUGCUGCACGUGUUUGACAGUGUCAGUCAACAGAAAGGCCUGCUGCGGCAAGUGUUGCGGAAAUUGGCCGACUACACCAAUGCGAGUAUGCCUGCUUCCUCCUGUACACACGCAACCGGCAUUGCAGGAAACACAUUUCCGAACGCAUAG